This is a messenger RNA of Pelobates cultripes (western spadefoot toad), 573 nucleotides long. The record is from the annotation of a GenBank genome assembly. NCBI's taxonomy places the organism in Eukaryota, Metazoa, Chordata, Amphibia, Anura, Pelobatidae.
AUGCUGCGACACCAGACACAACCCAAGAUUGCCGCACCCAUGCGGCCUGUACAGCCAGCCCAAGCUCCGGCAAUGCAAACAGAGGGGUCACUAAGUAAAACACUCCCAGCCCUCACAGAAAUAGGGGAACACAACUUAGCCACCAAACAAGACCUCCAACGCUGGAUGCACGAGCUCCAAGACCUAAUAGCCAAAGAUAUAAGCACUAUAAAAGCGGAGGUGCGCCAAAAUACGGACAGAGUACACGCAGUGGAGGAGAGUGUAUCGACAAUAGGCAACGAGAUAACUCACCUUAAAGAAACGUUGUACACAAUGCAAACAGCUCACCAGGCGCUAGCGGUGCAGGUCUCCACCCAAGGGGACCACCUGCGCCGCAAUCACAUCAAGCUCCGAGAGGCGCCUGCGGCGAUCACACAGGCCUCAUUUUCUAAGGAGGCUCCUGGCCACAAUCCUGCCACCAGCAGCUGCCCGAAAAAUCACACUGGAGUGCUCAUAUCGACUGCCGGCGGGGCCCAACUCACCACCCACAGAAGCACGAGACAUCAUCCUAUGCUGCGCCACGACACAGGAUAG